Molecule: messenger RNA, 4520 nt
Organism: Lates calcarifer (barramundi perch)
Lineage: Eukaryota; Metazoa; Chordata; Actinopteri; Centropomidae
Product: fidgetin
Exons: 3
Coding region: 409-1596 (395 amino acids)
Source: RefSeq, a predicted model, not a curated record
GGGAGAAGGGAGCUGGAGGGCGAGCGAGGGUGUGUAGGAGAGAAGGAUAGGGUCCCAGAAAAGAGUACAAGCCUCAUACACACACUCACAGUCACCCAGUCACACACACAUUUACGUCGGCUCCCUCUGUUUUACUUUGCGGAAUAGUGGAUUACUUUCUAAACUGAGCCAGUCCUCGAGUAGAUCCAGGCAUGAUCAGGUGGCAGUGCGUCAGAGCGGUGUUGAAGUGUGAGAUGAACCAUGGAGGGGUGCAGGAGGCCAGUCACUAGCCAAGCCAGCAGCCGCACAACCACCACCAGCAGCGGGAGAAGCAUUAGCCCAGGGAGGUCCCGGAGCAUGCAGCUGGGCCCUCACUAGCACCAAGUGGACCCGGUCCUCUCCUCUUCACCUGGGGGCCAGGGCUGCAGAAUGCUCAGUCCUGUCACCCCAUACAGUCUGUUGAAGAUGCACUGGUCUCCGGAGCACGCUGCCCCCUUAUCUCAGUGGCCUGAGCAGCACCUAGAUGUCACCUCUACCACCUCGCCCCCUUCUGCCCACAAACAUGACCCCUAUGCUUCAGCUGCUCGCCGCAGCUAUGCCCCUGCAGGUUACCCUUGGGCCAGUGAUGACAUAUCAGCCCUUACUGCUUCUUCUCUGCUUAAACGCUAUGCUGAGAAGUACUCAGGCCUGGAGCUGUCCUAUGAACGCCCUGCUACAGGGGCCUACUCAGAGCCUGGAACUUUCCUGAAAACUGAAACUGAGCCCUGGGUUCUGGGUCAGGGUGUCGAGUGUUACCCUGGACUAGAGGCAUUAACUGGCACCAAGGUGGGUUCUGCCUCUGUGGGCAUCCCAGCCACAGGAAGUGUAACAGUAGUGAGCAGUAAUUUGGCUUCCGAGCCAAGUUACAGUGGUGCUGGCUCCUGCAGCGCUCCGUCAUCUCAAGAAUACCCUCCUGCCUACAACAGCACCUACCUGUCCUCAGGAUACUGUCCUCAGCCCAGUGCAGCACUUCCCCCUUUGCAGGCCACACCCACUCUAGUGCCCAGCUAUAGUGCUAGCACUCCUGUCUACAACUACCCUCCAGGGUGCUACCCCCAAACCAGCCUGUCCUCUGGAUACAGCCACCCCAGUGCCUCCUACCUGCCCUCUGGGAUUAGUGCCCCAACUCCUCUGGCCCCUAGGCCCACCAUGGUGGGGGGGGGUUACAGCUAUGCAUCUCACAGCCUUGGAGGGAGCUCUGAGACAGGGGUGCCGCUGAAACGCAAGGCCUUUGAGAUGGCAGAGGAAGGACAGGAGGGAGCAGAAGUGGAGGGAUCACGCUACAGAAAGUAUGGCAAUGGUCAUGGAAACAGUCAUAGCAAAAGCCAUGGCAAUGGGCAUGGCAAUGGGCAUGGCAACGGCUAUGAUAUGAGUGGGUCGACCUCAGAUCCACAGGCCUACAAACCUGGAAAGCCCCUGAUGUCUCCCUCUUAUGGUGGAGCAGGGGACUACAGCCCACCAUCACGCCUGGCAGUGGAGAGUGUAUCAGGGGAGCACAACUUUCCUCAGCAGCAGAGAAUGUCUAUGAAGAUACCUGCAUCGCACACACGAUCUGAGGACCCUGCUGGAGGCCGCUGAUGGUCUGCAUUUGAGAGGAUUUCCUCAUUCUUUGAAACCAACCAGGGUUCUUAAUCCAGACAGAUUGGGGGAAUAACAUUGGAUUUGUCAAUGAAAGGUUUAAUUUCACUAGCAAACACAAGAGGGCAUAAGUCUGGUGUUUCUUGUGCAUCUAACAUUUUCAUUAUACAUGUUUUUCCAAAGAUUUACAAGAACUUUUUGCCCUGUAAGGUUGAGGUAAGUCUUAGGGGUGAGGUUGAAGCAUUCUCUACAUAGAUAGCAUUAAGACAGUCUAAAUGUAUGAGUGUCUGUUUCUCUCAGGAUCCUAUUUAUUUCCUUUCUGCUACUGUGGCAACAUCACUGCAGUGUUGCUGAUAUAGAAGUUGGUGUAAUUAUUUGUGGCCACUAUGUAUGUAAAAAGGCCUUUGACUGCAAUAUGUUCUACCACACCACAGAAAUCAGUACUGACCAAAAAGUAAGAAGAGCAAUAACUGAAAUGGUGAGAUUGCCAUACUACUUCAGCACAAUCACUUCUACUUUACACAGCUCACUCCAAGGCUCAGUGUGUCACUUGGCUUUGACAAAUGAAUGUUUUCCCUGCUUUUUGCUUUUCCCUAUUCUUCUCUUUUUUUUUUCAGUUUCCUUAACCCUUUUUUCUCUCACCCUUUAUCUAAUCUCUGUCCUGGAGCCCUGCCUCCUACUCUCAACCUUUUUCAUUGCUGAACAACUUUUGUCUUUGUCCAGUUUAUACAUACCAAGCUGCUUAUCAAAUGAUUACAUGAUAGUAAACAUGAAGCCGCCCUUUAAGUUGUUUUGACAUUAAAAAAGAGUGGGGAACUAAUCUAAGAUUUUAUGUUCAUUUUAAAAUGUAUUUAGCUUUCACACAUGACAAUAUACAGAGAAUAUACAGAACAUCUUCAAAGCUUGUUGUUUACGUGCAAAUUUCUGCUAAUCCUAAAAGAAACAUGUAUAUUUUCUAAAGAAUCUGUGAAGAAUAAUACCUGGUCCAACUUAUACCUUGUCUUUAAUGUUUAAAAUAUUACAAACCCACAUACUUACCUACAAAACAACCAAAAAACAAAUAAUCAUGCUUAUGUUUGCAUACUGCUAAAUUUCACUCAGAACAAACUGUUUAAAACCUGUUUGGAUGCACAGCCCAGACUGGGAGGCAUGUGGGUUGAAGUACAGGAUAUAUGCUUCUGAGUGAGUGCCUCUAACAAUUUUUGUUCAACUUUACAUUCUUUAUGAAGAUCUACCUGCUUGUCUUCUAGGAUUUACUUUACUUUUUUUUUUUUUUUAAAUAUGCAUUCUCUUUACCUUUGCCUCUCAAAAGGAUGAUUUAUAGUCAUGUUAUUGAAUACUCAGGAAGAAUAUUGUUACCUCAGAAUGAUAAAAUAAGAAUGUAUGUUAUUACCUUAGGGUGUUUGUAAGGAGCUUUAUGGAGCAAGAUGAAAACGGAGUCAUGGCUUUGUUUAAGAGCAAAAGAUACUCUGAACACUUCAGGGAAACAAUUAAUUUACAAGGCCUUUGAUACUAACAGUAGAAAAUACACACACACACAUACACACACACAUGCAUGCAUGCACAUGAUCACACUGCUUCUUAGCUCUGGGGAAAUAAAACUUGAGGUUUUUAUACCAAGGCCUGAAAUGUUGAAUGUAAUUCAGAUAUUUUUUUUAAAAGGACAAUACAUGCCAUAAUGUACAUCAAUGAUGUUUUUAGAUAUAUGAAACAUAUUUUCUUCAUGUAUAGAUGUAAUUCUCUCAUAGGUUUUGGUGGAGAGAUGAAUGACAUGUUAAGUGUUAGUGUAGUUAGCAGUGGGGAAAUGGUUUUGUGGACAAAAAGUCAAAAGUCAAAACAAAGCACUCCUGAUAGACAACAUUUGACAUAUCAAGACAUACACAUACUACAGUAUAUGCUCCAUAAUAGGUAUGUUUAUUAAAUGUCUUAAUAAAAUGUCCAAUUUCCAUUUCACGUGUCAGUAUUUUAAAACCGCUCAGCAGCGUGUCACCAGUCAGUCAGCUUGAAUUUAGCUUUAAUAUGAAUUGACACCAUGAAGAAGGGAGAAGUUAAACAAAGGAUGUGCACUGUCAGAAAAUAUUUAGUCACAACCCUAAAACUUUUUUUUCAUCAAGUUGUAGCUUUUGCUGCUCCACUAUUUCAUAAAUUGUGCCAUACAAGUAUUUUGUGCAAAAAUUAAGUCAUUUGGGAGUUGUAACCAAACCAAACUCCCCAAAACAUGCCCACUGAGUGAAUCCCCUUUAAUAGUAAGAGUUAGGCUGUUAUACAACUUAGUCUGAAAUUCAGUGUGAUGAAAAAGUAUUUUAUUACCUCUUUUGGAAAUAUAAGCACAUUCAUAAAGUAACUUACUCAGAAUGUGGUUGAGUGUGAAACUGAUUUGCUUAAGAUUAUGCAGAAGAAAAAAAUAAAAAAGUUGUUAAACAUAUAAUGAUGUAUUCCUACCCCCAAAUUUUAAAAGUAUCUAAGCGCUUAGCUACAACAAUUGAAUGCUCUUCAAUACCACACAAAGAAUGUGCCCUACAUACUGCGACAGACAACAGUAUUUGCUGUUUCUUGGUGUUACUCUGAUUCAUUGAAUUAAGUCAAAGUUGAAUUUGUCCAACAGAUCAAAAAUGGGAUUUUGGUUGUCAUCUUUGUAAUUCAGUUGUACUUUUGUUGUAUCUUGUACAUUCUCUGAAACCAUUUCUACCUCAUUUUGAAGACAUUGUACAUGGAAAUAUUUAUUUCAUGUCAUUUCACAUGCCAGUUUAAGGAGCAGUGUUUCUAAUUCUUGACCUGUUAUAGUCUACCUCACUACAGACUGUUGUGUCAUGGAAAUGAAGAUAUACCAAAAAACACCUGACUUUGGCUUUUUGUCAGUGAAAUUCAAGAAUGUGUGAGUGUCCUCAUCUUUCACUGAAAUAUACAAUGGCAAGACCCUAACA